AUGUAUGGCUGGGCGAUCCAGGCAAAGAUCCAUUGGAUUGUGCCCAUGAUUGGCACCUCACAAACGGGAUUCGGAAUGAUUUGUAUCUUCAUGGCGGCUCAAACAUAUCUGAUCGACGCUCAUCCUCAACACGCAGCCAGUGCGUCAGCGGCAAAUGCCGUCCUUCGCAGUGUUGCAGGAGCGCUCCUACCAAUGUGUGGCCUAGAUAUCUACGACGCGUUGGGAUGA
Molecule: messenger RNA, 228 nt
Organism: Exophiala oligosperma
Lineage: Eukaryota; Fungi; Ascomycota; Eurotiomycetes; Chaetothyriales; Herpotrichiellaceae
Exons: 1
Coding region: 1-228 (75 amino acids)
Biological process (GO): transmembrane transport
Molecular function (GO): transmembrane transporter activity
Source: RefSeq, a predicted model, not a curated record